Porites evermanni is the source of this 10251-nucleotide messenger RNA. Lineage: Eukaryota; Metazoa; Cnidaria; Anthozoa; Scleractinia; Poritidae. The record is from the annotation of a GenBank genome assembly.
CCGCGAUUAUUUAAAUUAAAUUUCUGUUAAGCGGAGCGGUGCAUCGAUGGAAAAGGGGUCAUCACUGCAACAACAGCGGAGCGUUGUAAGUCCGUGUUUUGUCGUCCACUGAUUUGCAUUUUCAUUUGAUAGCUAAUCUAUUGAUUAAUUAAAAUGGAACGUAUUUAUGAUCUCGUAGCCCGAGGUCGCGUUUCUUUCAUUCAGCUCUUCCUGUGUUUGUAACGUUGUAAAAUGCUCUUGCAGUCCGCCGAUCGAGAUGGGCUGCGGAGUACAGCAGACCGGGAGAUCAGGCGGGAAUCUUCAUCUCCGCACACUUUCAAGCAGCACCGUUCAUCCUUGUCAAGCGGAUCCGUGGAAAGCCGGAUGGCGGAGCUUGAUGAUAUUCAACGGUCGAUGGAAGUGGAGGAAACGGAGGAAGAAGGUUUUGAGGAGGACAGAUUCAAGAGAGAGCACUACGACACCGAUUCGGACAGUGUUUCCAGUGGGCGCGAGGGAGCUUCGUAUACGCAACACUCGGCUCGCGUGCAGAGCCAACAACCCCCUUCACCAGUGGAACAGGCUUACAUCAACAACAAUGUCAGCGGGAUAGACAACAGAAUUCCUGCUCACGAAUGGACUUUUGAAGAACAAUUCAAGCAGGUAAGUCCAGAUGUCGUACCAAAUCUUAAAUUAUUUGAUUUUCUAAAUCAGAUCAAGAAAGAAAAGCAAUCGGUUUCGGGUUUGGGUACCGUCUUGAGGACCGUCAUUAAUCAACUUGCUUCGCACAUACAAAGUGACGCGGCUCGAGCGAAUAUUAAUAAUUAUUGUUCCAAACAAAUUCAGCUUUCAUGGUUUAAUCGAUUUAUUCAUUUUCGGGUUCUAUUGAACUGAAUUCGUUUUCUAGUAUCGCAUGACUUUCGAAUAAAGCAUCUUUCCAGUUCUUUAUUGCUCGACUUUAAUCUCUCAAUUUCAAAUCGCUCUUUAAUUUAAACGAGUUAUGAGUAGCGGUGCAUAUUUUGCCGGCGAAUUUGACACGGCGAUUUUAUUUCAUUGUCACAUUUUGACAUCGAUCGUUUCAAUUUUCUGUGUUUACAAGCCGCUCCCGAGGGCGAUCUUUCCUGCUCCAGGCGACCAAAAUAAAUUCAGAGCUCAAAAUAAAUUGUAGUGAAGGCUGCAGGAUUACACGGGUGUGUAGAAGUUAUGAUACUGGCCACGAUAAAACGGUGAUUUGGGAGUUUGACGCGCGAAUAUCGGGUUUAUUGAAUUAGUAGGUCAUAGAAUGUGUAGUUUUAAUUAACCUAUGAUACAAAUUUGCAUACCAGGCUUAUCACCUGGGUGAAAUGAAAUAUUGUAUUUGUCCUGAGAAAUUGAAACGAUGGGGAUAUUCACUGCAAACAGGAAAACUUGAUAAUUAAACCGCAAGUUUUUUUUUUUUACCGGACUAACAAUCGAUGACAUUUCUUUUUUCAUGGCUUGUGGCUAUAGGUUAAGCAACAACUUGCUAUUAUCUAUAGCCUAGAAAGAUACAUUUGAGCUACAAAACAAUACUGCCUUCAAUUAAUAUUUAAUAAUAGACUAGAGUUAAUAUAGGCCCUUGGCAAUUGGGAACAUAGAUUACAGCUCUUUUUGGGUGGCAGGUUGAUAUACUACCACCUGUCAUUCAUGCAGCCUGUCAUUUUAUGCCUUAAUGGAUUUUUAUACGUUCUUAUUGGCUGCUUCAUCGCUGGAUAGAUAUCUACUAGUUUUGAAAUCAACUACAAAUUCUCUAAAGUUAGAAAAAGGAGAGAAGUCAACAUACUGUUGUGGCUUGGUUUGUAUGAUCAUCCAUCCAUCUUAAAACUGCUCAAUGGCAGAAAAUAAUUUUCCACCACUUGAAUCAAUACUAAUUUAUCUGGUCUUGCAUUUCCUUUUCCGUUUUUUGUCAAAGACUAAUACAUUAUACCUCAAUACGCCUCAACAUUCUUUUUUUGUAAUUAAAACUUUGAAGUUUCAUGGACAACAAAGAAAGAUUUAAUGAAGUUAAUAUUCUUGCUGUUUAUUCGUUGCAAGAAUUUAGUAUCCAGUGAUAUUUGAGCUACUCCUAUAUUCCUGCAUUAUUUUCUUUUCUACAUAAUCAUUGACCUGGCUUAAUAAGCUUUAAUCUUCUUAGACGUUUGUAACAGGUUCACUGUAUUAAUUUUGUAAUGUUCACUGCACAUUUCUCACAUAAAAGUUAAAGUUGUAAGAAAAAUUCAAAGUAAGUUGCUUGACUUGUUGGUCUCUUAACUGACUCAAGUCCUUGUUCAGUGGUUCAGGUUGUAUUAUUUUUUCACAAAGGUUUUAAUACAGUCUUUGUGUCAUUUGAUAUUUUGUUUGGCUUACAUCUUAUUCCAGUGUCUUAUUAAUUUAUCAAGCAUGAAAUGAGUGCAAUACAUAGAGAAACCUGUUUUUUAACAAUUAAAAACUUGCAUUUCACUAACAUUUAUCUUCGUUUUGGCCUGGGUUUAUAAUCAAAUUGGGUGUAAAAAAGAAUAUCAGCAGUUACUAGAAAUUAUAUGGCUUUUUAGUGUAAUGAUUAUUAAAUUGGCCAUUCCUGUUGAAGGAUAAUAUUCGCCGCUACAGUGUAUGAACAUAGCUUGGGAAACACAAUAAGAUCUAUAUCAGUGGCUGAAGUAGUAAAUUAAGAAUAUUGUGAUUAAAUGUCCACAAAAUCAGAAAACUGUAUUGUUUUUGUGCUGUGGCUGCCAGAAAUAACUAAGGUAGCACUUAAGUGCAUAGAACCAAUUUUUUAUCCCUUAAAAUACUGAAUUCCAGUAUAGAUUAACUGCGACAGCAUCACAUUUAAGUAAUAAAUUGUUUUAAGUGUGAGCUAUGCAGUAAUCCCUCAAGGCGUUUAUAAUACUGACAAGUAUUUACGAUAAAGUACCAUUUAAUUUGGGUCAGAACAAGAGUAAAACUGGACUAGUCAGCAACUAAAAAUGAAAGUUAUUUUAUGGGAUUGUUUAGUUGUAAUGCAGUAUCAAGUUAAGAAUGCUAAGAACUUCAAUUGCAUGUUAAAAAUAGCCUUAAAUUUGUACAAAGUAUUAAUUUUACAGUGUUAUUGUCUGGAUGAUGUUUUUAAUCAAUUAUGUCCCAGUGAUUAUCUUUUGACUUCCAUUGUUACAAUGCUUGAAUAUAAAAGACCCGUCUAAGCUAGAUGAGAUUAACAGUACACUAAAAACCAAUUUUGAAUAUUUCUAUGAUCACUUGUGUGAUUUCUGAAAACAAUACCAAGGUCAAAGAUUGAUAUGGAAUUUCUAUGUAAAGAAUUCAAGGCUGCUCUAUUGCAGCAAAUUUGUUUUGAUAAUCACAGUAAACCCAGGUCAGCCGAAGAGUCUGUGUUGUCAUAGCAGCAUGUGUGACACUGUUUUGAUGUGGAAACAAAGGAACAUACCAUAACAAGCAAGUAAUAAAAAAGCCAACUUUUAUUACGAUUUACGUGUAAACUGUUUAUCAACUAUUUUGAAAUAUUAAUCUCACUGUAGUUGAUUGCAACUUUUCAGUAGGCCCAAACAAAAGGAGAACUAUUAUAACUAUCGGUAUUAUUAUUAUAAAUAUUAUUAUUAUUAUUACUAUAAUUAUUAUUUUAAAAUGAAUUCACAUAAAUACAGAAUUCAUUGCUUAUGCUGUGGUGCUGGAAUUUUUCAAGCCUGUAAAAACAGUGUGGUGUGACAGCUACUUUGGUCAUCAUAUUUAUGUCUUUUUUAUGUUGAAAGGAAGCCAAAUAGAUCCAAUUAACACUCACAUAUGCCCUUGCAGAACAAAAUGGUAUGACAUACCUUAGUGAAUGAGCGAAAAAUCAAAGCUUAAGACUGGAUGUAUUUGACAUGCAAGUCAGCAACAUUGUAAAGGACCUUCAAUAUUUUUUGGGGGGAAUGUGACAAUGCUGCAGUUCUCAUGAUAUUAGAAAGUGUUCACUCAUGUGUGGUCAACUGUAACACAUUGCUCUGUUUCAGUGUGUACCCUGUGUAAUUGAUCAUUUCAACAAAAAUCCUGUUUGUUUUGUUUUUAUACGAUCAAACGUGACUAUACCUGUGUGAUUAAGUGCAUAAUGACAUGCAAGCAUGAGGAAGAAUUUUACUGCAUGUGUUUCAUAUUCAAGGGAAUUAGUGGAUCUCAUUAACCUUUCAAGUAGAAGGGCAGAACAACUUGGGCAGCUAAAGAUAGGCGGUCAAAUAUUUGUUUUUGGAAAGAGAGUUGAAGAGAACAUGAAAACAGCCAAAAAAUCGUGCCCUUAGCCUGCUGACUUAAAUUAACGCUAAUAUAAUGAUGCCCUUGAAGUAAUAUACCAAAAUCAAGAAAGAGCAUUUUAUUUAAUUUCCAGAUAUUGAGAACUGGGUUUACAAAACAAGGUUCUGCUGCAGUUGUUUUAAACCAUUUUGUCUUAAUGCUGGACAAAAACUUGCAAAAUACUCUUUUGAGUGCUUGAAUAAACCCAUGAACAAGCAUAUGGUGUAAAUAGCGAUAAUAAUAAUGUCUUUUGUCCACCUUUGGAAGUAUUUGUAACACAAAGGUUAAAAGGACUGGGCAAGUAACCGAAGCAUGUAACUUAACUUUAACAUAUUAAAUCAACUCCCUAUAGCAGACACCGUAGGGACCUCAACUUAGGAAGAGUUUGUGAUGGCGGGAAUUUAUUUCAGUCAAACUUCUGUAUCUUAUUUUUUUGCUGGGAAAUUGGCUGCUCAGGUUGGUAUUAUCAGGGUGUCUAUUACAGCGAGGUGUCCACAAGGCGAGACUUGACUCUACAGGGGAUAAACAUUCCAACUGGCAGGCAAAACUGUUGGCUUUUUUUGUAUGACCAUAGCUGAAGAUUCGAAGUCCAGUAUACUGAGAGACCAAUAAAUUUAUUCAACUGGCAGUCAGAGCAGGUCACUGCUUAGCCAUGUGCCCCAAACACAGCCAAAGGCAUGUUCAUUUUAAAGUGACUUACUAGUAUUCAGCAAGCAAAGAAAGUCAUGCCUGAAGCACAAGCUGUGAAACUGAUUUUCCCUGCUUCAUGAGUAUUGGUCAUUAAAUUUAAAAUCUGCUGAAAAUCUGCACAAUUCAAACAGCCUAAUUGAGUUUAAUUAGGCCAAUUCUGGCCCUCUGUCUGUUAUGCAGUACUAUACUACAGGGACAGUAUCGAAUAAUUGUCAUAUAAACAUGCAUAUAAUAGCAGUUUUGACUCCUAGCAUCCGUGUUCAUCCAGCAAAGCAUAAUUUGUUGUAAACUGACCUUAGUCUUGAAUAAGGUGGAUAUUUCACAGUGGCCAGGACACUCUCGUGGCAAAAACUAAGGCAUGGCCUUUGUUCACAGACUCUAAGUCUGAACUGCAAUCACGUUGACAAGUCUUUUUUAUUGACUUUAUCUAGAAAGAGAUUAAUGCAAUAAGAGAGAUAAAAAGUAAGCCAGCUUACUCUGACGACAAGAAUUUGCUUUAGUUUACGAUACUAUAGUAGUGCAGUGUCCAAUAUAGCAUCGCUUCUGUACGACUUAUAAGUUCAAACAUAACUGCUGUUGUGUUUGGGCAGAAUGUGUUGCACCAUGGAAUAAUAAUAUUAACGUUACAGUGUUGUAAGCAAAGAAUUGCAGCACAUUGGUUUGCCAAAAGAGAAGAUUGAGUGGGAAACUUAGAAGUGAUUGAGCGAUGGCAACAAAAUCAUAUCAACUAUUGUUACAGUGUAUGAGUGACAUCAAUAGUUCUGACAGUUCUAUGUGGCUUCUUUUGCAGUUGUACGAGUUAGGCAGUGAACCAGAACGGAAGGAAUUUCUUGAUGAUUUGUUUACUUUUAUGCAGAAAAGAGGUGAGUGAGUAAACGUGUUUUGAUGAUUUCAUUUAAAAAGUGCUUAAAAAUUGUUUUUGAUCGGUCUUUCAAUGCCUGUUAAUGAUACAAAAUAACACACAGGCUUGCAACUUGGGAACAUAACAUACAUGGUGUCAUACAGCAUUAAAAUAAUUACUUUUAAGAAGCUGUGCAGUGCCGAAAAUGACAUAUUAGCUGUUAUUUAUUCUCUUGAAAAUAAUGUGAAACAACCAGGUAUCUGAAAAGUUUCCAGUUAUGUCAAUCUUAUUCUGAUGUGGGUUUUUCUCGAAUAAAAGUGACUGAUAAUAGCAAAAUGUUUUACUGGCCGUCCUGCUCACAGUGUCCAAAACUUUAGCCCUGCCCUUCCCUCCCCCCAAAAAUGGUUCUUGUUUACCUCACUCAUGCCACGUCAAUUCAAACUUUUGGCUUGGGCUUACGUUGUUUGUAUAUCCAUUUCAGACUACAUUUAUGUGACGUUAUGAAGGAGAUUUCCUUUCUUCAUUUACAAAAUGUGCAUUUGAAUACUCAUGAAUAGGGUGAAAUUUGGAAAAAACAGAUCAGUCCACGUUCUGAAAUAAGCUUUCUAAAUAAACAAACAACCCAAGCUAAACUCCCGGUAACUGUCUAUUCCAUUUCGCUUUAUCUUUAACCUCUUUUAGAAAGUUUGACUUUAGACUAUCCUUUUGGAAUUUCAACCGACGCUUCACAGAAUUACUUGCCAGGAAUGUUUCCUGAAAUCACACAUUGCUCUCUCAACUGGGUUGAUUGUCGAAUGAAAAUGUAAGCAAAACACUAAUUUACUCACCUGAAAUGGUUUCUCAGACCUGUAGUCUGCUUUAGUAGUCUGUUAGUAACAUCGUUAAGGCAAUUUUCCAGGCUUAACGUUUCGUAACACUCGUAAAACGACGUAAACACUCUCUCGAUUUCAGUAACUAAAUUCAAAAUGGUCGCUAUCGUUCUUUCAUCGAAUUUCGCGCCCUUCUUGGGCAUCCCGCCGCGAGAGCCUCAGCACCUGAUUGGUUGAUUUCUGUUAUUAAAAUCACGUGGAUUGUCUGACACAAUUGUUAAAUUUUCGACUUUCUGUCUUUGAUGUAUUUUUUAAGGUACACCAGUUAAUAGAGUGCCCAUCAUGGCAAAACAGACUUUGGAUUUGUUUAAACUGUUCAGACUGGUUGUUGAAAAAGGAGGACUUGUUGAAGUAAGUUGAUUAUGAGUGUAGUCUUUGUAUAAUAGUCUUCUCUAGCCUGCCCAUUUCACAGUUGACAACUUACUGGUCAUUUUAAACGCCAUGGUCGUCCUUCGUAAUUUCAGGUUAUCAACAAGAAGAUUUGGCGAGAGAUUAUCAAAGGCCUAAGUCUCCCAGCUUCUGUAACAAGUGCUGCCUUUACUCUUCGCACUCAGUGAGUAUGAGGGUGUAGUUUGUAUCUUUUCCCGAAACCGUCGGAGAAUUUCUUCGAAACCUUAUAAAAUAAAAAUCAUCCGUUGGCAAAAUCAGUUUAAGUCAAAUCAAGAAGGUAAUAAAUUAUCCAACUCACCCGAUACCAAGACUUUUGACUUAAAGUCCACAGGGAGACUUCCCCGGCUCCUUGUCUAAGUUGACCUAUAUUAUACAUUAUGAAAACAAAAGGCGAGCGAUUUAUUUUUAGCCUUCCACCGCAGACUUUCACGCGUUAGUAAGUCAGAGGAGAAAUGUAUCAAAAGUCAAUUCAUCCUCUGUUGCUGAGAAAAAUAAUGAAAUCGCAAAUUGUUUAUUCCCAAGGUAUAUGAAAUAUCUCUAUCCUUAUGAAUGUUCCAAGAAGAAGCUAUCUACCCCAGCCGAGCUUCAAGCAGCCAUUGACGGCAACAGACGAGAUAGCCGAAGAUCAUUCGGUUCAUUCCUGUCGCAGACCGUGCCUUCAGAUGGUGGACGCCCGUACAGCAGUCCGAGUCCCACUACCACUCCUCCCGCAUUUACUACAAGCAGUUCGCCGGGAAUAUCUCGUCGAUCGAGCCCGGGCCCUGGUAGCGCUGCUUCCUCAUCAAACCAUGAAGUAAGUUUAUUUCAGGCGUUCAGAUAGUAUGGGCGUUGCAAAGAGAACUCUGUUUCUCAUUUAAUUUCGCACUGUUCCCCGGCUACCCGAAAGCCUUGAGUAGGUUGGGAGUGGUGUAUCCAAAAGAGAAAGACCAAAAGAAGGCUGACUCAAGACACUGUUUAUUCUCAGAUACGUAAAAGUUACACAUAAUAAUUAUAUACAUUUCGAUACCAUACAUCAGUUCAAGCAUUGUUAAUUUGUAACACGCGCUUAGUAAUUGGUUGAUUGAAAACUCAAGAGGUUUCAGGGACUGUUGAUAACCAAGGAGCAAUUUUCAAUUGUAGAUUUAUGCUCGAUGUAAUUUUUAGCCUGCGAAGAAGCUCUCUGAGGGCUCCGGGGCUGGGGAGGAAAAGGGGAUACGUGACUGCAAGCUCUCGUUUUCUCCUGUCCACCAACCCAAAGCCCUCAAGGGAGCUUGCUCGCAGACUAUCUAAUUAUUAUUGAGGGGCACGCAAUGGAUCUGUUCCUCAAAAUAUCUGUUCUUCAGGCACAUUUUUGCUGGCUGGGAGAUGUGGAAGAAAUAAUAGUCCUUGGAAGGAAAGUGUUGCUGGGAAAAAGAUAAUUCAGGGUGUGUUGGGAGUGAGGAACAGAUAAUUCUUUUCCAGCAAUCUCCCAAAAUGCUUAAAAUAGUCUCAGAAAACUUUAUUCACGCUUUGUUGUUGUUUUUAGGUCUUUUUCUCAAAAUUUCCCGUUGGGUGCCCCCGAUUAUUCUUGCCCCUUUCGCGCUUAGGAAAAGAAACGACUGCUACGCAGGCCACAAAACCACAGUCUGCUUACAGUCUCUGUUCUUUUAAAGGUGCAUGUACCUCCGUCGGUCCACGGCAACAACGGCGUUACGUUACUUCAUUCUCCAGGCGUUGUCCAGUACAGCCCUAAACGUUCCUUAAGCGCGACCGAUGUAGCAUCGCGCGGAGUAUCUUCACCGCCGUCAGAUGUAUCACCUUCUGGCUCACCAGUCAAGAAAUUCGCUGCCAGUAACGAACACAAUAAUAAACGAACGCCGAACCAACUACCAUGGACGCAUAUCAAGAUACAAACUCAACCUAAAGGUAACAAGUUAAGGAUUGCCAGCACUAAGUUGUCUAUCGGGGAAUCAUAAAAUUCGCAAAUGACGUGGUUAGAAAUGUGCUUAUAGUAAAAUAUAGAUUUAAUCAGGGCUAAAAGCGAAGCCUCCGGGGCUGCCUCUGUCAGGGGAAUGCCCGGGUGUCCCAUGAGUAUCAGACUGUUAAAGCAGUAAGAUAGAAUGCUUUCGAAAGACUAGAAUCACGUUAACUUUGAAAGGGUAUGGGGCAAAGAGAGGUCCAAAAAGCGCGAGCAGAUAGUGAGGGGAGCCUGCGCAAAGGCUAGAAGAGUGCGGCAUGACUCAAGUAUUGCCUCAAAGCGUGGAAGAACAUAUUUCAUGCGGGCUGAGCUCGCCAUUAGUCUCUGCCAGCUAACUGCUGACAAGGGCACUCGUACAGAGUCUUAACUGUCAUGCUUGUGAUCUACGCUUGUGCCAAAGUAAACAUUUCAUCUUUCUCUGUGUUAGCCUGAGAAACUAGAGUUUCGCGGGGAUACCAGUGGUCACGGUGAAGUCGCGGAAUUUCGGAUUUUUUCUCAGGCUAUCUCAGAAUUGAAGGUGUUUGAAUAUGUAGUUUGCUCAAUCCAAGUACACUGUAACUAGCUCCCCUCCUCAGACUGUGAACCCUCUUGUCUUUUUCCUUCCAGGUAUGGCUCAAAGCGGACAGUUUCAGUUUCCUGACAUGGAUCGGUCAUCACGGAGCCGGGAGCAGAGGCAAUUACCGCUGACCUUGCUGGAUCAAGUGAGCGACAACUCAUUACUGGUGUCUGUAGAACUCAAUGGUGUUGUUUACCAAGGUGUCUUAUUCGCAAGGCCAAAUCGCCCAGAUUCGCCAAAAAGUAACGAAGAAUACUAAACAAUUUAUUUCUAGUCGCCUAAUUAAUGUAAGCCUAAGAAUUUCGUCCACCCCCUGAUGUACAUUGCUUUUUGAAUGCAAUCUAAGUUGUGGUUCUUUUACGUGUACAGUUCCUUUUGAAUCGUCACGCAUCCCUUUGAUCAGUCUUGUAACUGAGACGUCUCGCUUAAUUACACUUAUCAGUAACGAUGGCGUAAGUUUUUUGCGUAAAAAUUAGCUCAAAUUUGCAAUGCUUCUGACUGAAUUUAUAAUCUUUGAUACAGUCAAGUCCAUUUACCGUAAUCUCUCUAAUUAGCCCUCCUCACUUUGAAAACCCCGUCACUAUUGAUCUCGCUUCCCCCUUGUUUUUUUUUUUUAACCAAGGCCCCAUAAUCAGUGAUUACCACGCCGGAUUUGGGCUGUUUGGGUACACAGUCAACUGGUGUAGACAAAAUUCAUUGAAAACGACAGUGCCUGAAAUUAUUAUUUGCACAAACCCCAGAG